This is a messenger RNA of Darwinula stevensoni, 577 nucleotides long. Lineage: Eukaryota; Metazoa; Arthropoda; Ostracoda; Podocopida; Darwinulidae. The record is from the annotation of a GenBank genome assembly.
UUCCUUUUCGUGUAGUGCCUCGGUGGUUUGAGGUUACGUACAGGUUGCUCCUAUUGUGGAAAAGUCGCAUUCUGCGUGUCACGUCAUUCCCUUCUGAGGAAUUGUGUUACUGUUAUACCAAGCAGCCUGUUUGAAGCAUAAAAAUGGUGGCCCAGAAGAAGCAGAAGAAGGCCAUGGAGAGCAUCAACUCCCGGCUUGCCCUUGUGAUGAAGUCUGGAAAGUUUGUAUUAGGGUACAAACAAACCUUGAAGACUUUGAGACAAGGGAAAGCCAAGCUUAUCAUUUUGGCCAACAAUACCCCACCUCUCAGGAAGAGUGAGAUAGAAUAUUAUGCAAUGCUGGCCAAGACAGGUGUCCACCAUUAUUCUGGAAACAACAUCGAGCUGGGCACAGCAUGUGGGAAGUACUUUCGAGUGUGCACGCUUGGUAUCACGGACCCUGGAGACUCUGACAUCAUUCGAUCUAUGCCAUCUGCUGAAGGCACAGCAUGAAUGCUGAUGAGUAUUUGUUGGCCCCAUGAAUAUUCCUGUGAAAUUCUAUUCAUGCUUGUCUCCAAAUAAAUCUGGGAACGUCGAAA